Molecule: messenger RNA, 2531 nt
Organism: Mycotypha africana
Lineage: Eukaryota; Fungi; Mucoromycota; Mucoromycetes; Mucorales; Mycotyphaceae
Product: WD40-repeat-containing domain protein
Exons: 3
Coding region: 186-2408 (740 amino acids)
Molecular function (GO): protein binding
Source: RefSeq, a predicted model, not a curated record
GCGAAACAACAGAGUCCCAAUCGCUCCACAGAAUUAAAUGCACACCAAAUUUUAUUUUCAUUUUUCAUGAUCCCCCCUCUUCCGCAAGUUUCCUUUUAAGCUUCCUUUCCUCCUCCUACACUCUGAUCCUCUAUUCUUAAUAGUUUUUGUAUUUUUGUUAAGAUUCGAAAAAAUAUCAAAUUUAAAUGAGAAGUUUACAAAAUAUACCACUGUCAAUAGCUGAUAUACAGUUGUCUUCACCUUUGCCUUCCCCGAGUCGACAGUCUGUUCAUAUGAAUAGUUCUCAUCAAGACAGCACUUCUGAUUCCAACACUCAGCGACAUCCCUUGCAACAUACCCAAUUUAACUUUGCAAAUACUGAAACAAACCCUACAACACCCAUUUCACUCCUCGCACCUACUUCAUCAGCUUUGAAUCAAAUCACACUUCCGUCAUUAAACUUUGAAUCCCCAUAUUUUCUUGACCCGCAAGUAUACCCUUUGAAAAAUUCAACCACUCCUGGCUUACUGAAAAAGUUUGUUUUCAAAGUCGAUGGGAUUCCUGCGUAUUUCGAGGAAAUUCAGGCUUCAUCAACUAGGAAAAGACCAGCUUCAAUCUGGGAUGAUGAAAGAAGUUUUAAACGAACAGAAUUCGAUAUCGUCAAUCGCAGUUCCAUAGUACAGCCAACAGGCAUGAAUACUGCAACUUUACAUAUACCAGCUAUUUCUAUUGAAGCAAAUUCAACAAAUGCUUAUUCACCUGGUCCCAAUACGUAUCCAAUAACCGAAACCAUGCUUGAUAUUAUACCUGAUAGUCCGAAUUCAGCUUUGCCUUCACCUGUAUCAGACGUUGAUCAUAACGACCCAUGGUCAUCCACGCCGUUACAGGAAAUUCCUAGUGAAACAACAGUGGCUGCUGCUACUAUAUCAUCGUCAAACAUGAAGGAAGAUGUACAAAAUAAUAAAAAUAACGAUGACACGAUCGAUAUAGAGUCUAUGGAUGUAACAGCACCAGAACCCACCACAAAACUCCCAGAUACCGUACACGAUGUUUUUAAGAAAAGGAAUAACUCAUCGACUACAACUCCAACAUCAUUACAACACCCUAGUGACGCUAUACCUUUCCCUUUAGUUCACUAUUUAGAACAACAGCAUCAAAUUUAUGAACCGUCUUCUCUUAUUGCUUUAUUUGAUAAGCUUCCGGAACAGAUUCAGUCCUAUCUUAUGUUUCAAUUAUUAAGGAGGUCGCCACAUAAUACUCUUCGGAAAGCAAACGACAUAAUUGAGGAAACACUGAAAAGAGAUUACAUUAAUGACCUGCCUAUCGACAUCGCUCGCAGGAUUCUUACAUAUUUAGAUAUUCGCUCUUUAUGUCGAGCUUCUGCCGUGAAUAAGAAAUGGAAGUCAAUAAUUGAGGAGUCAUCAUAUCCUUCAAACAUUUGGGAAAUGAAAAUGAUCGAGUCCGAGUAUACACCUUCUGCAAAAGAAAGAGCUACCUAUAGUUAUAAGGAGAUCGUUCGCCGUCAUACUAUCAUACGUCGCAACUGGCGUGAGAACCGAUAUAAGAAAAUGUUAUUGGAAGGCCACGAAGAGGAUCUAGUGACUUGUCUACAGUUCGAUAACGAGAAGAUAGUGACAGGAUCCGAUGAUCACAGCAUCAAUGUAUACGACAUUAACACGGGCGAGCUAAAACGUGUGUUGAAAGGUCAUGAUGGUGGCGUAUGGGCCCUACAGUACGUGGGCAAUAUGUUAGUUACAGGAUCCAUUGACAGGACAGUACGAGUUUGGGAUAUUGAAAGGGGAAUAUGCCGAUUUGUUUUAAGGGGUCACUCAAGUACAGUGCGUUGUUUGAAGAUCGUGAUGCCUAUGGAGAUUAUUCAACCUGAUGGGUCGUCCACGAUAGAACCCGAGGAACCGAUCAUUAUUAGUGGCUCAAGAGAUAUGACAAUUCGUGUGUGGAGGUUACCGAACCUUGAAACUGAACCGAUUGUGCCUUUAUCGACAAGUCUUGACGAUGACGUUAUAUCAAAACGAUUUUUGAAGUAUAAGCUGGUUGAACAUGAAAACUCAGUGAGGGAUUUAGCGAUUUAUGGUAAUAUCUUAGUGAGUGGUAGCUAUGAUAAUAACGUUAUUGUUUGGAAUUUGAGUACCGGAAAGAAAAACCACGUCCUUAAAGGGCACACUAUGAAAGUAUACUGCGUCGCUAUUGAUCGUAAGCGUAGACAUUGUGUCAGCGGAAGUUUAGAUGCUACUAUUCGUAUAUGGGAUAUUGAUUCUGGCGAAUGCAAGUUCGUGCUACAGGGUAUUAUAAAUUUCAUAUACAUGAUUCAAAUUACUUGCCCGGGCUUACCAGUUCUAUUGUCACAACAUACGUUUCUUAUCUAUAGGUCAUGCUAUUUUGGUCGGCUUGUUAGGAUUGGUAGGCGAUAGUUUAGUUAGUGCAGCUGCAGAUGCCACUUUAAGAAUAUGGGAUCCUGCUACUGGUGAUAGACUUCAUAUUUUGGCGGGAAAUCAUGGCCACCAAGGACCCAUAACAUCAUUUCAGCACGAUAG